Messenger RNA from Parascedosporium putredinis, 2182 nucleotides. The record is from the annotation of a GenBank genome assembly. NCBI's taxonomy places the organism in Eukaryota, Fungi, Ascomycota, Sordariomycetes, Microascales, Microascaceae.
AUGCACGGCUAUAGCUCGUCAGAAGAGUCCGAGGACCCCAAGCGACCCAAGGCUGCUCCCUCCAGCUCGAGUACCUCUAACGAUCAGAAGAAGAAGAAGAAGAAGAAGCCUCCGCCGCAGGCGACCAUCAACCGGAUAUGGAAGAAGCUACAGGCGAGCCAGCCUACAAUUCCGCUCGCAGUUCUUCCGGCGGUCGAAGAGUGCCGCCGCAAGGUCCGCAAGAUCAUCAAGGAGUGCAGACGUGUGAACACACGCUAUCGAGAUCCGGGCUGGGAUCUGGAUUGGGACCUCAAAAUGGAAAAAGGCAACUGCCUCAACUAUCUCGGACACGAAACCUAUGAGGUCGGCUACCCGCCGUCGUCGAGCGCCAAUCUGCCCAAAGCCGUCAAGCGCGUGCACGAGAUCUUCGAGAAUCCCACUUUUAUGAAGAGUGUGAGCAGCUCCGAGAUCGUCCAAGGCAGCAUCGGAAACUGUUGGGCAGUCGCCGCCCUCUCCGCGCUUGCCGACGUCAAGGACGGUAUCCAGCAGCUCUGUGUUGAGUACGAUACUCGUGUUGGUAUCUACGGAUUCGUCUUUUAUCGAGAUGGCGAAUGGGUCUAUUCUAUCAUUGACGACAAACUAUACUUGAAGUCGCCGAACUGGGACUGCCCAAGCCUGCAGCGCCAGCUUCUGACGCAGAUCGAUCGUGAGGACAUUGAGCUGCAUUAUCGGAAGACGUACCAAACCGGCUCCAAGGCCCUAUUUUUCGGCAAGAACAAGGAUCAAAAUGAGACUUGGCUACCUCUCUUGGAGAAGGCCUAUGCCAAGGCUCACGGAGACUAUGCGUCUCUCAUUGGAGGUUGGAUCGGCGAGGGCCUCGAGGAUAUGACUGGCGGCGUCACAACCGAGCUGCUUGCUUCGGAUAUCCUCGACACCGACGCCUUUUGGGAUGAUGAGCUCUCCAAAGUCAACAAGGAGUUCAUGUUCGGCUGCUCCACCGGCCUCCUCGACGGAGGUUACGGCAGCCGCGACGGCAUCACUGAACGCCACGCCUACGGCGUCAUGGACGCCAGGACCCUAAAGUCCGGCCAGCGUCUUGUAAAACUCCGGAACCCCUGGGGAAAGGCCCGGAAGGGUGUCUGGGAGGGCGCCUGGGGCGACGGCUCCAAAGAGUGGACCACCGAUGUUCAGCAGGAACUCGGUCACCAAUUUGGUAAUGAUUCCGUUUUCUGGAUCUCCUAUGAGGAUCUCCUUAGCAAAUAUCAGCACUUUGACCGCACUCGCCUCUUCCGCGAGAAUGACUGGGGUUGCUGCCAACGCUGGAUCGGCGUCGACGUGCCCUGGAAGGCGAGUUACCACGAAAAGUUUCACAUCAAGCUUACCAAGGACUCGCCCUUGGUCCUCGUUCUCUCCCAACUCGAUCGGAGGUACUUCAAGGGGCUUGAGGGCCAGUACAACUUCCGUCUGCAGUUCCGCGUUCACGAGCAGGGCCACCUCGGUGCCGAGGACUACAUUGUCCGCUCCCACGGCAACUAUCUCAUGACGCGGUCCGUUUCCAUUGAGAUUCCCGACAUGCCUGCCGGAAACUACACCGUCUACAUCCUGGUCACCGCCGAGCGCAAUACCGACAAGCCCUCGGUCGAUGAAGUCGUGAAGCGCGAGUGCAAGAAGCGCGUGGAGAAUGAGAAGCUCGCCCAGGUCGGCUACGCCUACGACCUCGCCCACUCCAAGGCCCAUCACCACAUCGAGAAGGUGAGGGAGAUGCGCAAGACCGCCAACCAGAACAAGGCGAGCGGCUGCCGCAUGUCGGAGAGGCGGAAGCAGUGGGAGAGGCGCCGUGCCGAGCGCACGAUCAAGCGCAAGCAGCUUGACAAGAAUGAAGCGAAGAAGGCUAGGUUGUUAGCUGAGCGAGAUGCGGCCCAUCGAAAGACGGUCGAGGAACACAACGAAGCCGAGGCUCAGACGAGCGAAGACGCUUCAUCUUCUUCAGACGACCAGGAAGAGCAGCCUGCAAAGGCCGUCGUCACCAAGACGGAAGAAACAGUUCCCGCCGCAGCCGCGCAAGCUACGCCUACCGAGGAGAAGUCCACGGACAAUGCCGAGCCUGCCGCCUCCAAGGAGGAAGACCAGCCCAGCACCGACAAGCCGGCCACUUUCGAAGCCAAGAAAGGCGAGGGAUCCUCGGCGCUGCCCCUCGGAGCCU